UGAGGAUCGCCUUGACCAUUAAGCAAAUUCACACUAGAAAUCCGCUUUCGACAUGGCCAACCUUGCGCCAGCUACUCAGGAAGGGAGUACAGAGGAAGACCUCGAGUAUUUGAAUGAAGAGGAUGUUGGCGAGGUAAUUGACGAUGAAGCAGGAGAGCCUAUGAGCGAGGACGAGGAUGAAAACGAAGAAGGCGAAGAAAAUCAGCUCCUUCUUGUGGAUGAUUCAAUACAAGGGUUCUUUGACCAUCGUCAACCUGUUUAUGCUGUGGCAAUACAUCCUACACAGGAAGCAAUUGUUAUGACGGGUGGAGGGGACGAUAAGAGUUACUUGUGGCGCGCGGAUACUGGGGAGAAGCUUUUUGAACUCGCUCAGCAUGAAGACUCUAUCAUUGCGGUGGGCUUUAGCGCAGAUGGGCAGUUUGCUGCCAGCGGAGGAAUGGACGGGAAGGUGAAUGUGUUCACGGUGGCCACAGGGGAGUUGGUUGUGACGCUGGAUGGCCCCACAGAGAUCACGUGGUUGAAUUGGCAUCCACGAGGCAAUGUGCUCCUCGCUGGUACGGAAGAUGGAACAAUGUGGAUGUGGCAAGUUCCGUCCGGAAACUGCAUGAAUGUGUUUAGUGGUCAUGUUGAUAGCGUCAGCUGCGGUCAAUUUGCCCCAGACGGCAAAACUAUAGUGUCCGGGUCCAGUGACGGUUCCAUUAUCGUGUGGGAUCCCAAAACGGCGAAUGCGAAUCUUAGAAUAACUGGAGAGGAUGCACGUUUCCACAAUGCGCCUAUAACAGCUGUUGCAAUACAUCACGACAAUCAACUGGUUCUCACGGGCGCCCAGGACGGUACUGCACGACUAGUCCAUAUUGGCAAUGGACGGAUCUUGGCCUCCUUUGACAAUCAUUCCGAUUCAAUUGAAGCUGUUGGAUUCUGUCGAUCAAUGCCAUUGGCGGCAACUGCUUCUGUAGAUGGCACAAUAAGCAUUUGGGAUGUGACGGGUCUUCGUCUUCGCCAAUCUGUUCGGCACGAGGACGCCGUGACACAGCUUCGAUGGCAUUCGUCUGAACCCAUUUUUGCUUCUGCCUCUGCUGACCGUACUGUCAAAGUGUGGGAUGCGCGAACAGGAGAAUGUCUAAAAACAUUCCGAGGGCAUCAAGAAACAAUUUUAGAUUUUGCCAUGACGCGGGACGGACGGACCAUUAUAACAGGAUCGGAUGAUGGGACAUCCUUGGUUUUUAGUAUAUAGAUUCAUUCCAUAAGCAUAUUAAACGUGAUAAAAUUGGAUAUAUUCCAAUGUGUCAUUAUGCUGAAGGCUGGUUGACAAGAGGAUUCAGCUACUUUCAAGUUCCGCUGCUCUUCGAGGGAAUGUUUCAGUUUCCAAACGUUUUGAGCAGUGGCAUUGUCGAAGCAACAGUUGCAUAGAUUAGGAGCAUGUAUCAGAUAGUCCAGAGGAAAUAUACAAGUAAAUAAUACUUCAUUGGUUUUCAUAAAACCGGCA
Spizellomyces punctatus DAOM BR117 is the source of this 1486-nucleotide messenger RNA. RefSeq lists its product as uncharacterized. The transcript is spliced from 9 exons. Lineage: Eukaryota; Fungi; Chytridiomycota; Chytridiomycetes; Spizellomycetales; Spizellomycetaceae. The record is from RefSeq and is a predicted model, not a curated record. The coding region runs from base 53 to 1234 and encodes 393 amino acids. Gene Ontology annotation, molecular function: protein binding.